UUCAACUCCUCCUCCUCAUGCAUCUCCUUCUUCCAGACGGGUCGGGGAGUCAUCUCAACCUCUUCAGCAAUAAGCAGCCGCCCAAGAAGAAGAGGAAGAGCCGCACCGCCUUCACCAACCACCAGAUCUUCGAGUUGGAGAAGCGAUUCCUCUACCAGAAGUACCUCUCGCCCGCGGACAGGGACGAAGUGGCGCAGACCCUCGGAUUAAGUAAUGCACAGGUGAUCACGUGGUUCCAGAACAGGCGGGCCAAGCUGAAGCGAGACAUGGAGGAGCUGAAGAAGGACGUCACCUCCCACAAGCUGCUGAGCGACCACUCCGCCUUCAUCAAGACCAUGACACAGAUGGGUCUCCUCAAGCACAAGCCAGGCGAGGCGUUCGACUUCAAGAAACUGACCGAGUGACACCGCGCUUGGG
This is a messenger RNA of Eriocheir sinensis (Chinese mitten crab), 417 nucleotides long. Its product is annotated as transcription factor LBX1-like. Gene Ontology annotation, molecular function: DNA binding; DNA-binding transcription factor activity, RNA polymerase II-specific. Bases 18 to 404 code for a protein of 128 amino acids. The record is from RefSeq and is a predicted model, not a curated record. Lineage: Eukaryota; Metazoa; Arthropoda; Malacostraca; Decapoda; Varunidae. Gene Ontology annotation, biological process: regulation of DNA-templated transcription. The transcript has 2 exons.